Wyeomyia smithii (pitcher-plant mosquito) is the source of this 8432-nucleotide messenger RNA. It is a transcript of the gene faf, whose product is annotated as probable ubiquitin carboxyl-terminal hydrolase FAF. The record is from RefSeq and is a predicted model, not a curated record. The transcript has 19 exons. The coding region runs from base 460 to 8259 and encodes 2599 amino acids. NCBI's taxonomy places the organism in Eukaryota, Metazoa, Arthropoda, Insecta, Diptera, Culicidae. Gene Ontology annotation, biological process: cell migration; protein deubiquitination. Gene Ontology annotation, molecular function: cysteine-type endopeptidase activity; cysteine-type deubiquitinase activity. Gene Ontology annotation, cellular component: cytosol; nucleus.
UAAAAAAAUUGCAAUACAAUUUAGUACUGUAGUAGAAGUCUUUUUCUUUGUAAGUCAAUAAUCAACAUUCAAAUAUAGUUUUACGACUGUGCACUCGUUUGGAAAAUUUUGAUACAACAAAUGAUUGUGAAUUCAAAAAUAUUCUGAGUGUUUGUUGAAAGUGCGAAGCUGAUAGUACUGUUAUUAAAGAUUGUGGUCUUGAUAUUUUUCAAGAUUUUACUACCUUCGAGUGAAGUGAAAAAGCAACCAAGUGCAAAAGAGAGUCGGCCAUUUUGUCAGACCGGCAGUAUAACUGAACAAAAUCAUACAAUUUGUAUAAAUCUACAGCAAAUUUUUGCGUCCACGUUUGCGAGAUCAAGUUUGCCCCCCAUCAUUAAAUUUGUCUACUUCGAAUAACCUCAUUGACGAUAUGUUUACUAAGCGCUGCUUUUAAAAUAAUCGAAAUACACGUUUACCAUAAUGACGUAUGACACCGGUGGUCGGGCGGUGGAGCCUCCGGUAGAACCAAACGAUUCCCACACGACUAGUAAUGCAGAGCAGCACGAGCCAAGCACCGAGGAACUGAUUUCCAGUUUUCCGGAAGAAAAGCUAUCAUCGCUAAACAUCAAAAUUUCCAGCUCACGCUGGGUAGUUCCGGUGCUACCGAACCAGGAGUUAGAAUGUCUAUUAAAUGCUGCUAUCAAACUUUCGGAAGCUGGAGUCGAUAGCCAAUGUGAGCCAUGUGUAAAAUUCUACCGUGAAGACUUGACAACAUCGUUUAUGAAAAUUUUAACCGAUGAAGCAGUUUCAUCGUGGAAAUACAAUAUUCAUCACUGCAUUCUUAUGUCUUGUAGUAAAUUACUGCAUUUGAUUGCAUUACACAUGAAAGACGACAAUCUGCAUUUGCUCAACUUGCUAGCGGUUGUCUUCGACCCAGAGAAUAAAUUCCAUACUCAAAACGCUUCCCGCCAGUUGGAGCUACAUUUGGCUUUAAGUGAUCCACUUCCGGAUGGACUAACUUUUGCCCAAUCACCCCCUGAACCUAAAAACCCGCGUGGUUGGUUGGUAGAUUUAAUCAAUCGUUUUGGAGAGCAUAAGGGAUUCGAUAACUUUCUGGAUCGCAUGAACAUUGGCAUCGAACUGUUUCAGAAGCAACGCGUUGCAGGAAGCUCACUGAGAACAUCUCAGAUUGACCCAUCGAUUGAAAACGUUCCAUCAGAAACAAAUGUAGUAACUAGUCCAAGUAGCGCUGCAUCGAGUAACCAAGGAAAACUGACUUUAUCCAUGUUGUACACAUUGCUACGUCCAUUUGGACAAUGUGCUGAACUACUAACAGUGUCCACAGUUGAGACAUAUUUUCUGCCUAUAUGGGAUGUGGUUUUAGAAAUUUUAAAUACAUUAUCUGACGACGAACUAAAACGUGAGGCAAAGUUUGAUGGGAAAAAUGAUAUCAUUACGGGCAUCGUAAAAUAUGCUCGUUCUUUAAUUGCUCGCGUCCCAAAUCAGGAAAACUUACAGCGUACUUUCGAGAUGUGUCGUCUCAAAAUAAUCCUGCGCGUUUUACAGAUUUCAAGUUUUAAUGGUAAAAUGAAUGCAUUAAAUGAAAUUAACAAGGUGCUCGGUUAUGUAUCAUACUACCCGCAUCGCCAAAUUGCGGAAGAAGAAAUAGAUGCAUUGAACGCAGAGAAAAUGGCUAAAUGGAUACGCGACAACGAUGUUUUAGGAAUAGUAUUGAGAGAUUCACUGCACCAACCACAGUACGUCGAAAAACUGGAGAAAAUACUUCGUUUCCUUAUCAAAGAAAAAUCACUAACUUUCGAUGAUCUGGACGCAGUUUGGCGUGCGCAAGCUGGUAAACAUGAAGCAAUUGUGAAGAAUGUUCACGACUUAUUAGCCAAGCUUGCAUGGGAUUUCAAUGCCGAGCAACUAGACCAUUUGUUCAAAUGCUUCCAGGCAAGCAUGAAGACAGCAAACAAAAAGCAGAGAGAACGCUUACUUGAAUUAAACCGACGUCUGGCCGAGGAUGACAAGAACGGUGUUAUGGCACAGAAAGUUCUUAAGCUGUUCUGGACAUUGGCACACAGCGCAGACAUUCCACCCGAAGUUUUAGAUCAAGCUCUAGCCUCUCAUGUGAAAAUUUUGGAUUAUAGCUGUUCACAAGAAAGAGAUGCACAGAAAACAAUGUGGCUUGACAAGUGUGUUGAGGAGCUUAAGGCUGGUGAUGAGUGGGCUUUGUCUGCUUUACGAUUGAUCCGUGAAAUUUGUAUGCUUUAUGAAACAACAUCAACUCAUACACCUAGAGUCCAUCAAAUGCUAAAUAGGCAACAGGUUAUCGAUCGACUUCAAAACGAGCACACACUUGUGAUUUUAGUAACGAUCAGUUUAACGAAAUAUAUGGAAAAAGUACGAUGUCAUGUUAAACAAAACAGUAACCUUAAUCCAAUGCAUUUAAUGUUGGACAAACGCUACCCACAUCCACAACAGAUACAAGAGAGAUUAGAGUUCUUAAAAUUUCUUCUGAAAGACGGGCAGUUGUGGCUUUGUGCCGAACAGGCCAAACAAAUAUGGCAAUGUUUGGCGGUGAAUGCAGCGUUUCCAAGUGAUCGAGAGGAAUGCUUUCGAUGGUUCGGGAAAUUGAUGGGUGAUGAACCAGAUUUGGAUCCUGGUAUUAAUAAAGAUUUUUUUGAAAACAACCUUUUGAAGUUAGAUCCAGUACUGCUAACAGAAAGUGGUAUAAAAUGUUUUGAGAGGUUUUUCAAAGCUGUCAACUCCAAAGAGGAACGCUUGAAAGGUAAACAGCGUGGAUAUGUACUUGAUAAUGAAGAUCUGAUUGGAAAAGAUUACCUAUGGCGGAUCAUUACCGAUGCAGAGGAAGAUAUAGCGUGUAAAGCAAUCGAUCUGUUAAAAGAGGUAUCAACAGCUCUUGGUCCUAGGUUGCAAGCAAAUCUACAUCAGUUUCAUGAAAGUUUCAUCAACGAAUGUUGUGAUAAGCUGCAAGAUUAUUACGAAACUAUAAAAACGUUAACUAACCUAAUUGAAGAAAACUCCAAGCUUGUUGAGAAUGAUAUUAUUAGCAGAAGGCUGCAGACGGCAGAAAAGAUGUGCCGCAUAGUGAAAACACUUUUAGAAUAUAUCAAAGAAUGUGAUAGAAAUUAUACUGGCGACAGAAUGCUUUUACCUCUUAGCCGAGCUUCGCGUGGAAAACACAUAAACUUGUACAUACGUUUUCAAACCCCUAGUCGACAGUUGGAAGAUCUGGAAAUGAUAACUCAUAAUAACGAGACAGUUUUUUCCUUUAAACGUAACUUGCUGAAACGAAUUAAGGCAACCACAAACAAUUUAAAAAUUGACCUGUACAACUGCAAUGGAGAGCCAAUAGAAAUAAUUGAUGAUCGCCACCCUCUGUCUAAUUACAACAUUCGCGAUAAAACAUUAAUCACGGUGAAACUCACUCCAAGUGGCUCAGGAUUGGCCAGUUCUCCUGAUAGUUCAAGCGAUAGUAGCUCUGGAUCACCACCUAGACCUUGCCCUGAUAUGCUUCGGUCGGAAUCUGAGGAUAUGUUACCAGGGGUUAUUAUUUCACGAAAACCGACUUACACGAGUUUCUUCCUCAAGAUUUAUCAGCUGGGCAGCGACCUGCAGCACGGUUUACUUCGUGACAGUUGUAUUCUCCUGCUACAUCUUUUGCCUUUAGACAGUCUUACUAUCGCAAACAUUCAGGCCAUGUGUAAUCUCAACAACUCGGAUAUAACAAAUAACACGAUGGUCGAAGACAUUAGUGGCUCGCGCACUCCUGAAGCUCUCUUUAUCGACCCCAGCCCGGCACGCGUUCUAUACAACCUGGAAGUUCUUCAUGCCAUGCUUAUACCAGCACUGGAUCCUAUAAGCGAUGUAACUCUUCAUCUUCAAUCAAGUUGGUUGCGUUGCGGAGCAGCACAUUUUGUUUUAGAUUUAUUGACGAAAAAUAAUUUCCUGCCUACUGCAGAUAUGCACACUAAACGUGCGGCCUUCCAUUGUGUGCUUAAACUAGUCAAAUUUUUCCUCUAUAUUAUUGGUUGCAUUCUCAGCAAGGUUGGUAAUGACCCAGCACAUUUUCAUCCUGAAGCAGACCGUUCGCAAGUUGAAAUUGUAAAGCAGGUUAUCCAAGCCAUUCCUGGUAAUUCGGAGUUGACCAUCAGAUCGAUGGCAGUAAAAUUAGCGCAGAAUAUCGCAGAUGAGAUGCUGUCGACAAGUCCCGAGGGCGAUCGGUACCGCACACUUUUCAAUUCCUCUCUUCUCUGGAAUUUACCUGAUAUGCCCACUAUUAGAGCUAUUGUGAAUCUCGCGUGGGCUGCGUCGGGCAAUAACCUUCAAUCAAUAGGGUCUUCCGUGGACUUCAGCCAAAACAUUACUGCCCCAGAGCUUGCCGAUUACACGGUGUGCAAAGAAGCCUUAGAGGUAUUUUGCAUCGCUUUAGUUUUACAUUACAAUGCUUAUGAUAUACUUAGUCGCGAUUCGGCGUGGUCGAGUUUUAUACAAUCACUAGUACUCACAAACCCAUCACGCCACAUCAGGCAGACUGCCUACGAACAGCUGUUCCUUAUUAGUACUUACUGUGCAUCUGAUAGGCGACCUUUUCUCUUCAUGGUAAAAUUGCUGGUAAAAAUGUUACACACAGUGAUUUCACAGCACCAAGAAACUUGUGCGGACUAUUUCCAAUUAUUUUGUCGAAUUCUCAGCUAUGGAAGCUCAUACAAUUGGCCCUUACCUAUAUGCGAGGAACUGUUGGUGCAAGAAAUCGAUUGGCUGCGCGCUGUACGGGAAAGUGUAAAAUCUACUGGUGGCACCCAAGUACAUGAUGAUUUGCUAGAAGGACAUCUGUGCCUGACGAAAGAACUGAUGUGCUAUUUAAGCCCAGAGACUAAAUCUUCACGCAGUGAAUUAAUCAUGGAAAUUACAGAUGACUACCUCUUUAGUGCUUCGCGUCAGUACUUAUACCUACGCCGUAAUGGACAAAUAUUGGACAUCAAUGCUCCUCCGCCUGUGUGUCGCAAUCCGCAUACGAUUUCUGCAGCGUGUGAUUUGCUCGUAGCACUUUGUCAAAAUUCUGCUGAAAAUAUGAAAAUACUGGUUAAAACUAUAUUGGACAUGUUUUGCACAGAUAUUGAACCGCUUCGCGAAUGGGAAUAUUUGCCUCCGGUGGGACCAAGGCCACCCCAAGGAUUCUGUGGGUUGAAAAACGCAGGUGCUACCUGUUAUAUGAAUUCUGUUCUACAGCAGUUAUUUAUGGUGCCAUCACUGCGAAUCGGAAUAUUGUCAGCGCAAGGUGCUGCCACCGAUCGGAAUGAAGACUUUAGUGGAGAAUUAGAUUCUCAAACUGUUCAAGAAUGUGAUGACAUCGUUCGAAAGAAUUAUCAUGUAGGGAUCUUAAAAUAUGUGCAAGCUAUUUUCGCUCAUCUAGGCCAUAGUUCGUUACAGUUCUACACUCCCAGGGGAUUGUGGAGCCAUUUUAAACUUCAAGGCGAACCAGUAAAUCUUCGUGAACAACAGGAUGCAGUUGAAUUUUUUAUGUCCCUCUUCGAAAGUCUGGAUGAGGGCCUUAAAGCAUUGGGCUAUCCCCAACUGAUGGGUGCUACGCUUGGUGGAUGUUUCAGUGAUCAGAAGAUUUGCCAAGAUUGUCCACAUCGCUAUAGUAAAGACGAGCCGUUUAGUGCAUUCAGUGUAGAUAUAAGAAAUCAUAGUUCGCUAACCGAUUCCCUAGAGCAAUAUGUUAAGGGAGAAAUUUUAGAAGGCGCGGAUGCUUACCAUUGUGAUAAAUGUGAUAAAAAGGUGGUUACCGUAAAACGGUUGUGUGUGCGUAAGCUGCCACCUAUUCUAGCUAUUCAACUUAAGCGGUUUGAGUAUGACUACGAGAGAGUGUGUGCGAUAAAGUUUAACGAUUAUUUCGAAUUUCCUCGCUCGUUGGAUAUGGAGCCGUAUACAGUUUCUGGAUUGGCCAAACUUGAAGGCGAAGUGAUAGACAUUGACGACAGCAAGCCUGAUGAUUCAACUGAAACAUGUUAUCAAUUAACAGGGAUUGUUGUGCACAGCGGGCAGGCUUCUGGUGGACACUAUUUCAGCUAUAUAUUUCACAGGGGACCAGAUGGUUCUGAAAAAUGGUAUAAAUUCGACGAUGGUGAAGUAUCAGAAUGCAAAAUGCACGAAGACGAGGAAAUGAAAGCCCAAUGCUUUGGCGGUGAUUAUAUGGGUGAAGUGUAUGAUAAUAAUUUGAAAAGGAUGCAAUACAGGCGUCAAAAAAGAUGGUGGAAUGCGUAUAUGUUGUUUUACACGCGUUGUGAUCAUGCACCGAUUACGUACACAAACUGUGUAGAACAAUUGUCCCUAGCUGAAAGCAAACAUUGUAUCUUACCAAUGCCGGCACCGAUAGAACAAAGUGUAAGGACACAAAAUAUACGCUUUCUUCAUGCGAAAAGUCUAUUUUCGGUAGAGUUUUUUACAUUCAUCAAAAAACUAGUUAGUUUACCACAGCUGCAGAGAAGUGAAAAAAUUGAAAAACUGCCACCAUCCGCUGAGGAACUCUCCCUACAAAGUAUACAGCUAGCAUCACAAUUUUUGUUUCAUUCAGGAUUUCGCGCGAAAAAAACUAUUCGCGGGAUGGCUAUUGACUGGUAUGAAACAUUGUGUCAGCAUUUCCGAACAUCAGCGGUUGUUAGGCAAUGGUUCGCGGGAAAUGUACUACUCGACCCGCCCACAAGGCUAAGUGAAUACAUCCUUGCAGCACCAUCGCCGGAAAUUAGAUCCGUGUUUGGAAAGUUAAUCGUAUUUUUCUGUCACUGUGCAGCAGAAGACGAUCCUUUACCUGGUUAUGAAGGUACUAACCUAUGUGAACAAGUGCUCAUUGCCGUACUAUCAUUGCUAAAAGGGGAUGUUUCGGAUUACGGCAAACAUUUACCACAAUAUUUUAAUUUAUUUAGUCUGUUUGCCGGGCUUGGAGUACACGAAAAGCAGCAAUUAAUUAGGCUUAAUGUUCCUGCCAUUUUCAUGAAAGUAGUUCUGGAUGAAGGUCCAGGUGGUCAAAUAAAGUAUCAGUAUCCGGAUCUGAGUAAACUGCAUCACGUCGUCUCGCUUUUAGUUCGCUCAUGUGAUGUAUCGAGUAGAUGCCAAAAUUCCGUCAGUGCUGCAGCCGUAAAACCAAACAUCUAUAUUGAUCCGCAGAUUACUUAUGAUACGUUAAUGCCGCUUUCACCAGAGUGCAAUGAAUAUCUCUUUAAUAGAGUAAGCUAUGUCAAACGACUGAUUGAGGACACCAAUAUUGGUGAAGAAGGUGUCAAACUUUUACAGUAUUGUAGUUGGGAGAACCCUCAUUUCUCUCGGUCACUACUUGCGGAAUUAUUAUGGCAAUGUGGAUAUGCGUAUUGGCACGAUAUGAGACAUCACACAGAACUGCUACUUCACAUACUGCUUAUUGAAGAUUCUUGGCAGAACCAUAGGAUACACAACGCUAUCCUGGGUAUCUCAGACGACAGAGAAGGAUUGCUAGAUAUAAUUCAGCAAAACAAAAUGAACUACCAAAAACGCGCUUAUCAGUGCAUAAAAUGUAUGGUCCAACUUUUCAAUCGAAGCCGGAUUGCAUUAAACAUGCUUCAUAACACGGUACAGUUGGGACGUCAGUGGGCUCUUGCUGUAGAAUGGUUGCAAGAUGAGCUCGAUCGGCACAGGGGAUCAGGCGGACAGUAUAAUUACAAUUCAUGGUCACCCCCAGCGCAGAGCAACGAUAGCACAAACAGUUUUGUUCUUGAAAGAUCUCAAUCUGCCAAAAGUGUACUACAGAUGGCUUUUGAGCUAUGUCCCGAAGAAGACCAGGAGGAUCAGAAUGAACAUGAACUGGAAGAAAAUGUCGAGGACGAUCAAGUGGUUACAUUGGCAGUAACCUCAGCCAUAAAUGACACAACGAAACAUGUUUGUAUACAGAAGCAACCGUCGUCACUAAAUGCAUCCCGUGAAGGAAAUCAAAAUUCUAGUCCCUCUUCAGUAACUAAUGUCAGUAAGCUAUUAUCUAAAGUAAACAUUCAUGCGGAUAUGGAGUGCGAUUCGACGGUGAAAGCAAACCCUCUUAAUAUGAAUUCCACCUCCAAUACUCGACCAGAGACAGUAGCCGAAAACGAAUCUAUGGUGAUAACACCCGAAAAGCAUACAUCCGAGUUUAGUAUUCUCACUAAAAACGCGUCAUCUCCAGCUUCACCAACCACUAGCACAACACCUAACAAUGCGUUAACGUGUAGUAUGGAUUUGCAGACCUAGGAUUUACUAACGCUUUCAUUAUGUUUCUAUGUCCAUAUUACGAUAAAUCACACUAUUAUACCUACGCUAAGAGAACGAAAAAACCCGAGACAAAGAGAAUGGUGUAUAAAUAAUCUUAUUUAUAUAAAUUAUUUAAAAUUCAAAACCAAAAAUAAAAACAAUGUAAUUUAAAA